Toxorhynchites rutilus septentrionalis is the source of this 2590-nucleotide messenger RNA. Its product is annotated as glucose dehydrogenase [FAD, quinone]-like. The coding region runs from base 11 to 1327 and encodes 438 amino acids. Gene Ontology annotation, molecular function: oxidoreductase activity, acting on CH-OH group of donors; flavin adenine dinucleotide binding. The record is from RefSeq and is a predicted model, not a curated record. Lineage: Eukaryota; Metazoa; Arthropoda; Insecta; Diptera; Culicidae. The transcript has 2 exons.
AUACGCAAAUAUGGCUACUGGUAUUCUCCCGUUACUAGUUGCCAUCAGCAACCAAGCUCCGCUAAACCUUGUGGAAGAGGCUUUCAACAACUUCAGCGCAGAGUAUAUGUAUGGCGAUGCAAGUACUCGAAUUGCAGGUACCGAUGUUUUCUUCGAUCAGUACGAUUUCAUAGUGAUCGGAGCCGGGACGGGUGGCUGUGUAAUGGCCAAUCGAUUGAGUGAAAAUAAGCUGUGGAAGGUGCUUCUGCUGGAAGCAGGAAAAGAAGAAAAUUUUCUACUAUCCGUACCGCUUGUAGCGACGCUGAAUACGGAGGCUGGAUACACCUGGGACUAUCAGAUAGAACCAAUGGAUACGGCGUGCCUUGGACUGCCUAAUCGCGUGUGUCCCUUGCCCAGAGGCAAAGGGCUUGGGGGGUCCACUCUUCUGAACUAUAUGAUCUACACCCGCGGCCAUCAAAUGGAUUACGAUGAGUUGCUGCAAGCGGGAAACUACGGUUGGAGUUACGACGAUGUUCUGCCAUAUUUCGAGAAGGGAGAAAAAAGUUAUCUGAAAAUUUCCCAAAAUCCGUAUGAAUCUUCUUAUUUGGACAGUUUUUACAAUGCCAUGGAAGAGAUUGGGUAUCGAAGAAUAGAUCCGAAUGAUAAAAUUCAACUAGGUUACUAUAAGCUACGAACAACAACCAGCAAUGGCAGACGACACAGCGCAUCGAGUGCAUAUCUGUACCCUGUGCGCAACAGGCCAAAUCUGCACAUUUCUGCAAAAUCACACGUUACAAAAAUUCUGUUGAAUCCGAUAACCAGAUUGGCAUAUGGCGUUGAAUUUAUAAAGAACGGCAAGCUCUAUCGGAUUACCACCAAAAAAGAAGUAAUACUUUCAGCGGGUGCUAUUAGCUCCCCUCAACUACUGAUGCUAUCUGGGAUUGGACCGGAAGAACAUCUUGCAUCUCUAUCUAUACCAGUGAUUAAAUCACUUGCUGUUGGCCACAACCUACACGAUCACUACAUCUACAGAAAGCUUGAGUUCCGUCUGAGUAAACCGGUACCGGGUGAAUCAACCGCUAGCCUGUUUCAGCAGUACAUCACUAAUGGUACCGGACCGUUUUCGCUACCGGUUCGACGUGAAGCCGUGUCGUACAUCAAAACACCCGGCUCCAGUUUACCUGGUAAUUAUCCGGACAUCGAAAUUUUUGCAGCCACGUCUUUUGUUAAUCGAGAAGAUACCGAUGUGACUAUGCGACUUCUGGGGUUGCCCAAUGCAAUCAGGGACUCCGAUUUCGUGUAUAGCUCUGGCGAAGAGAAAAUUCAAUUUAUUCCAUUCUUGAUGUGACCAAAUAGUCGCGGAAGGAUUUCUUUGAAAUGCCGAGAUCCUUUCGUAUAUCCGCGAAUAGAAGCGAACUAUCUUGCAGAUCCAGAUGACGUUAAAACUCUAAUCGAGGGCAUCAAACUCGCUGUCCAGAUAGGAGAAUCCCAACAUUUUGCCAAGUUUGAACCGACGCUAGUGUCUGUGCGAGAAUGUGAGCAUCUCCGUUCAGUGGCAAGUGUUGAAGAGUAUUGGAAAUGUUGUAUUCGAUACUACGGUAGUGGAACGUUCCAUCAAUCGGGAACUUGUAAAAUGGGUCCCGAGAGUGAUCCGAUGGCGGUUGUCAAUCCAUUGCUGCAGGUACAUGGAGUUUCGAGCCUUCGUGUGGUAGAUGUAUCUGUUUUGCCACAACCAGUGGCCGCUCACACGAACGCGGUUGUGUUUAUGAUUGCUGAGAAAGCAGCCGAUAUGGUAAAGAUGCAUUGGAGCUCGGACCGUUGUAGAAACGAUGGAUUUCCUUUCUUUGGGCGAUAUGAUCAGUAAGCAGAAAUAGGAUUGUUCUAGAUGCACUUUUUAGCUAGAAUGUAUCCAGGUAACCAUAAAGCAUUAGCAUUGGCACAUUCUGUCAAAUAUAUACCGGGAAUUCGUUUUUUUAAAUAAAUGAAGCAACACACUUUUUCAAACGAACAAUUCAGUCAUGGAAACACUAUUUAAAGCUGUAUUCAGGAAUUGCCUUCAGUUUACGCAGCGAAUUCGAUUUUAACACUUUGACGUCCGCACGAUUUGUAAAAAAAAUAUUCGCUUGGCGCCGGCAGCACUUAUUCGGAUUACCUGGCUUGUCGCCGCCCGUUCUUGACAUUAUCGGGAAAUUAUAAAUUGUUAAGUUUCACUAAUCUCAUCGAUAUUUUUCAUAAGUUCUCAACCCUGUUGCCCUACUUUCAUGACAUUUCGAUGAUAUGCAUACGUAAAUAUUACAAACCUGUCAAUAUUCCCCCCACUAUAUGCCCGUGCGGGUAAUCAUCGAAAAAAUGUUCUACUUUUCGGUCUGUUUUUAUUCUAAUAAAAACAAUGAAAAACAUUCGGACGACUAAAUCGAAAAACAGUGUAUUGAAAUGCAAGAAACUGCAUUUAAGCUUGGAGAAACAUGAGUUUCGAAAGAUGAAAUUGAAGUUCUUCUUAAUAUGUCCGUAUUUCGCCACCUCCCCUAUUUAUAAAAAUAUAAAAAUUGUUGGGCGUGUGUAAGUAAUUGUUACCUAAACAAAACCCCAACAGUACGUAACCACUGUGGUG